AUGAUACAGAGUAGUGCCGAACCAGCAAGAGCUUUAUCAGAAUCACAAACAGUGCAAGAUUCUGAGGACGAAAGUCAGAUUUUCACAUACCGAGAACUCGCCACAGCAACAAACAACUUCAGGGAGGAAUCUAUUAUCGGACGAGGUGGCUUUGGAUGUGUAUACAAAGGUACAUUAGAAAGUACUGGACAGGAAGUGGCUGUUAAGAUGCUUGAUCAUUCUGGUGUUCAAGGAGAAAGAGAGUUUAUUGUAGAAGUCCUAAUGCUGUCGCUCCUGCGCCACGAAAACCUCGUGAGGUUGAUUGGUUAUUGCGCUGAAGGCGAUCAAAGACUCCUCGUCUAUGAAUAUAUGCCUCUUGGAUCCGUAGAAGAUCAUAUGCACAAUAAAAAAUGUAGUGGUCAAAAGGCUUUAGAUUGGAGCACAAGGAUGCAAAUAGCUGCAGGAGCAGCUAAAGGUAUAGAGCAUCUUCACAAUGUAGCAGAUCCUCCUGUGAUAUUCAGAGAUUUGAAGACGGCGAACAUAUUGUUAGAUCAUGGAUUUAAACCAAAACUCUCGGAUUUUGGACUUGCUAAGUUUGGUCCGACUGGUGAUGUUACUCAUGUCACUACUAAAGUUAUGGGAACUCUCGGGUAUUGCGCGCCAGAUUAUGCGAAAAGUGGGAAACUGACGAUAAAAUCCGAUAUCUAUAGCUUUGGAGUUGUCAUGUUGGAGCUUAUCACUGGACGCAAAGCGAUAAUGGACUCAUCCAUGGGUCCAGAUUGCUUUCUUGGGGAUUGGGCAGUAGCAUUGUUCAAGAAAGACAACAUAAGGGAGAUUGUUGAUCCAGUGUUAACAAUAAAAGGUCGUUACAUGGAAUCAACAAUGAGAAAAGCUCUUGAAGUGGCGUUUAUGUGUCUAAGAGAAGAAGCAAACGCUAGGCCAACGAUCAGCGAAGUAGGUAUCGCUCUAAAUUACAUAGUUAAGUGCACAACAAGCAAGAAGAAGAAAGCGCGCGCUGGAAAGAAGAAAGGAGGGACCAGCUCGAGCUCGCCCGAGACGCCGAGGAUUUUGAAUGGUAAUAACGAAGAAAGAAAUGUAGAUUUAGAUAGACAGAGGGCUGUUGCUGAGGCUAAGAAUUGGGCUGAGUCUUUGAGGAGGAAAAGCACUGAGCCAUCAUCGUCUCACUCCUGA
Molecule: messenger RNA, 1170 nt
Organism: Arabis nemorensis
Lineage: Eukaryota; Viridiplantae; Streptophyta; Magnoliopsida; Brassicales; Brassicaceae
Source: the annotation of a GenBank genome assembly